This is a messenger RNA of Cornus florida, 3800 nucleotides long. RefSeq lists its product as uncharacterized. The record is from RefSeq and is a predicted model, not a curated record. NCBI's taxonomy places the organism in Eukaryota, Viridiplantae, Streptophyta, Magnoliopsida, Cornales, Cornaceae. The transcript is spliced from 9 exons. Gene Ontology annotation, molecular function: protein binding. The coding region runs from base 536 to 3112 and encodes 858 amino acids.
UUGGGUGGCUCCUCUCCCCGGGAUGAAGUUGAAGGGGACAUGGAUUCGAAAAGUCAUGCUGGGUUACCCAAUUCACCCUCUUCUUCAGGUGGGUUCCGUUAGUUUUCUUCAAAAGGACUGAUCUAUGUAGAGAGGACAUGAUGUGCACCGCAUUACAUUGGUGGAAAUUUUUGAUAUACUUUGUACAAGACAUGUUGUUUGCCCCUCCAAGAUUUUGUUUUCAGACUGUAGGAUGGCUGUGGUCUUGGGAACGUUCAAUUGAUCAUCACAUCUCCUCGGGCCCUACCACAGUAAAUUAUUAAAUGAAACUCCCGACCUGUUAUUCCUUUUUAUUUCGCGGCAUCAAAGGCGGUUUGGAGAUUUCGACAGGAAAAUUUUCCUCUGCGGUCAAAAACCAGAGAAUCCUCUGUUGUUACUCGGGCAGUAUAGUGAUGACGAAUUGGAUGAGGAAUCGGGUCAAAAACUUAAUGAAGCCAUCGUGGAGAAAAACUCAACCAACUUAAAUGGCCAGGUUGAUGGCAAUGAAGGAGAAGAUAUGGAAAUCAAUGCGGGCGAAGAUGUUGCCGCUGACAAUGUUGAACAUGACAUGGAGAUUCUUUCUGCUUCACUGGAGGUUUUGCAGAAACCGGAGGACAAUGAUGCUAAAGAAAUUGAUGUUAUUGGUUCUGGGGAUUCAUGUAAAGAAGAUUUGAAGGAACACACCUCUGGUCUUGGAAAUUCUGAUGCACAAGUCAUUGGGGAUGUAAGUUCAGGCUGGAAGAUGGUGUUGCAUGAAGAGAGUAAUCGAUAUUAUUACUGGAAUACUGUCACUGGGGAAACUUCAUGGGAAGUACCUGAUGUUUUAGCUCAGGGAACAGAAUUGACCUGUGAACAGAAAUCUGUUUCUAAUAGCGAAGGAAGAGAGAAUGCUGUUGUGGGUACACACGAAUCAAAUUCUACUUCAGAUAUUGGACUGGAUGAUUCUUUAGCUGCACAGACGAAUGAUUGCUCUAAACCUAAAGAAAUUUAUGAGCAUGGCCCCCAAACGGAAGUGUGGAAUGAAGGUUAUAAGGGUGACAUUUUGGAAGAUAAAGAAGGGGGCUCCAAUAUCAAUGGAAGUGGUGAAAAGAAUAGCUCUGAUUAUGUACUGCUUCAUGAUGUUUUCCCCAGGCAGUCAGCUGAUUCUUUUGGGAAUGGGAUCACCACAGCUGAUACAAAAGCUCAUGAAGAACAUGAAACAGAGGCUGAUAUUUCUUCUUCUCUUGUGAAACAUGGUGAAUAUUUGUUGGAGAGAUUGAGGUCAUUGAAAGGUCCCAAGGGCCAUCUGCAAGGAGAUGAUCAGAUAGCAAAGUAUAUAUUGGAAGUUGAGAUUAGACUUUCUGAUAUCACGUCACUCUUAUCGUAUGGGUCAUCCUUGCUUCCUUUUUGGGUGCACUCUGAAAGGAAACUUAAACAGCUUGAAGUUAUCAUUAAUGAUGUUGUUCCCCAAUUUUUUAAAUCUGCACAAAUGACUGAAGCUGAGGAAACAUAUAAUUCACAUGAAAGAAUGAGCAUUAAUACGAAAGCAGAUGGACAUGAAAAAGAAGUAGUUUGUUGUACUUAUGAACAGUCUCAUGGUUCUAAUGUUGGUAUAAUAACUGAAGUCCAGAAAUAUUCACACAAUGAAGCUCCAGAUUAUGAUACCAUCGACUCCGAACGUGUUUCCUUAAUUGGAUAUGGAACUGAGCAUUCUGGAGGGAGUGCAGGAGGAAAAGGUGAAGUCCAUGGUGCUGCACUUCCUACUGAACUAACUCCCAAGACUGUACUCGACGCUGAGGAAGAUGUAGACAUGGACGUGGACAUGGAAGUAGAAGAUGCAAUUCUUGCAAGCAACACAGAGACUGUUGAAUAUUGCGCUCCACCAGAGCAGCCUAUUCAGCCAAACCCAUCUGCAGAAUAUGAAUCAUUUAUGCCAGAGGAAGAGCUCGGUGUUCCACCUCCUCCAGAUGAUGACUGGAUUCCUCCACCACCGCCUGAUAAUGAACCUGUUCCUCCACCACCACCUGAUGAGCCACCUGAACCGUCAUAUCCUGAGCCACCGUCAUUUCCAGAGACAAUGCCACCUCUUUCUUACACAGAACAGUACAAUCUAUCCUAUCCAGGUUCUAAUUAUGAAUAUUAUGGACAAACAACACACAAUGAAAUUCCGGGCGGUAACUUCUAUGGACAUGCUGAGGGAUGUCAAGUAGCUGUGCUCCAUCCGACACUUUAUUAUGAAGCAGUGCCCGGAACAUAUCCCGGCGCUCCUCCAGUUGUUGUCAAUCCUAUUGAGCCGGUAGCAUAUUAUGAUCUUCAAGAUGGAGCGGUAGCUCCUUUACCUGUAGUUAGUGGGGUGGGAUCUUCUGGGUUUGACGGUGGAUCUGUUAAGGACACCCUUUCUUCCGAAAUCAGAUCUAUGGGGGUGCUUACAGAAUCAGGCUGCAUUUCGUUACCAAAUACCAAGGUUGACGCUUCUGCUUUUGAUAAGGGAACUCAGAAGGAAUUUGCAGAGGUUCCUUCUACCCUAGCCACAAUUGAAGCUCCAGCAAGCAUUUCAGUGAUUGAAAAUGUUCCCGUCUCAUCAACACCUGCUGUCACUGCUAACGCUGUUGCUACAGCAUUAACAGUUUCUAAGGGUCAAUCUAAAGUUCCACGGAGUAAGAAACGGACAAUUGCUGUGGUGCCCUCUUUGAGGUCAAAUAAGAAAGUUUCUAGUUUGGUGGACAAGUGGAAAGCGGCCAAAGAGGAGUUGCAUGAAGAUGAGGAGGAUGAACCUGAAAAUGCUUAUGAGAUUUUAGAGAAGAAACGGCAACGGGAAAUAGAGGAAUGGCGUGCUAAGCAAAUUGCCAGUGGAGAGGCCAAAGAUAAUGCUAAUUUUUUGCCUCUUGGUGGUGAUUGGCGUGAGCGGGUGAAGCGUAGGAGAGCCCAGUCAGCCAGUAAAGCUGUACAGGCUCCAUCAGAAGAUGUUACUGAUGGAAACAAGCAACCUGAUUUGAACGAACUUUCAAGAGAUCUCCCAUCUGGGUGGCAGGCUUUUUGGGAUGAAUCCUCAAAGCAGGUGUAUUAUGGAAAUUCAAUCACAUCGGAAACAACGUGGAUUAAACCAACAAAUUGAGCCAUUAACAAAUUUGACAGAAUUUGUGACUGAUCCGUCCCACCUUGGGUUGUAUUUUCCACCUCUGCUGCACAAUUCUGUCUGCAAGUAUGCCAAGUCAGACAUUGACGACGGGAUAUAGUCAGGACAAGCAUUUCUGUUCGAAGUAGAGGAAGAAUUAAAAAAAAGAAAAAAAGAUACGCCGAAGCUCAUCUCGAGGAAUUGGUGCUCGAAUUAUUGGAUCUAGAGCAGAAUUUCUUAGCAUGGGCGGCAUACAAGUGGUGGGUUUUAGAAACUCAAAAACAAUACUUUGGACCGGGAAGAAAAGAAGUCUAGGAAGAAGAGUCUUCUUGCUUUAGAAUUCGGCAUUGGUUUACUCUAUUAGUACUCAUUUUAAAUCACUUGGUUUCUAUAAUUGACUCGUUUUGUCCAAUUAUUUAGUUUAUAUUUUGUGCAAUGCACAGCUGGGGAAUGUACUAGGUUAAUUUGAUUACAUAUGAAGAGAAUUAUUUCAGAGCCUUGACGUUGUUCAUUCAAGGUCUCUUGUCGGACAUGUUAAGAUACAAAUUUGAGAGGAUGUGGCACAUCUUGGGCUAUGAAAUUGCUGCCCCUUGGGUGUGCCAUAUAACUGAUGACAUAUCUUGUCGGCUAAAUUGUACUGGGAAUUUACCAAGAAAGCCAUCAUCUGAGAGUUCCAACAUAGUAUAAA